Messenger RNA from Cynoglossus semilaevis (tongue sole), 1504 nucleotides. RefSeq names its product olfactory receptor 56A4-like. The record is from RefSeq and is a predicted model, not a curated record. The transcript has a single exon. Lineage: Eukaryota; Metazoa; Chordata; Actinopteri; Pleuronectiformes; Cynoglossidae. Gene Ontology annotation, molecular function: G protein-coupled receptor activity; olfactory receptor activity; odorant binding. Gene Ontology annotation, biological process: G protein-coupled receptor signaling pathway; detection of chemical stimulus involved in sensory perception of smell. Gene Ontology annotation, cellular component: membrane. Bases 539 to 1504 code for a protein of 321 amino acids.
UGUCUCCCUCUCUGUCCCCCUCUCUGUCUCUGUCUCAUCCAGACACGGUGCUGUUGUUGAUCCACCUCGACCUUACAGCAAGAAGGUCACUGGUUCAAUCCCCACAUCUAACUGUUCUCCCUGUGUGUGUGUGUGUGUGUGCUCCAGCCCCCACCACCCUGAGAAGACCACCAGUGACCCAGUGACCCUCUGGUUCUGUUUGACCUUUGACCUCACCUUGACACACACACACACACACAGUCUCGCUGUAAGAAAAGUCCAGUGACUGAGUUCUAAACUUUCAGUCCCAGCGGGUCGUCGGUUCAUGUGGGGGUGGGACUAACUGACAGAGAACGAUGACAUCACUGUUCACUGGUCAUGUGACAGCGGCGGAUAAACACAGAGAGACGCAGGUGUGAGUGCUGCAGAGCUGUUGGCCCUCCGGUGGUGAGCGGCAGCCACUGCUCCCAGAAGGUCCAGUCAUGUGACUUUGUUUGGUCCAAUUUCACAGAACACGCUUGUCUGUGUCCGUGGCAGAUGGUGUUCGAUUCCCUGGGACAUGUCGUCCUCUGCUAACGUCACUCGACUGGCUGUGGUGGAGAGAGCCGCGUUGGCCACGCUGACCUCGCUGACCGGCUUCGUCUUCUUCUGCGUCAACGUCACCCUGAUGGUCACCCUGAGGGGCAGGGCCGUGUUCCGUGACACGUCCCGUUACGUGCUGCUCUUCAACCUGCUGUUCGCCGACACGCUGCAGAUGUCCCUCAGCCAGCUGCUCUACCUGCUGUCCGUCUUCAGGGUCCUGCUGACCUUCCCCGUCUGCGGCUUCAUGGUGAUGCUCAGCAACGCCACCAGCGAGAUCUCGCCGCUCACACUGGUGGUCAUGUCUCUGGAGCGGUACGUGGCCGUGUGCCACCCGCUGAGGUACGGCGUGAUCGUCAACAACAAGAACACGACGGCGGCCGUGCUGGCGGUCUGGGCCGCGAGCUGCGUCAACACGUUGGCCCGGGUCUUCCUGUUCCUGGAGAUUCCCUUGGCACUGGACUCUCUGCAGAUGAACGACUUCUGCAGCUCCACCGUCAUGUUCCACAGCCCCUCCAUGCUGGAGUACAACAAGGCCUACACCGCUUUCCUCUUCCUCUCCUCCACCGUGACCAUCGUGGCCUCGUACGUGGGCGUGAUCAUCGCCGCCAGGUCGGCGUCGGUGGACGACUCCUCGGCGAGCAAAGCCCGGAACACGCUGCUGCUGCACCUGUUCCAGCUGGGCCUCAGCCUGAUGUCCACCAUGGCCAACGCGCUGCUGGCCGCCAUGUACAGGGUCCUGCCCAGGAGGGCGCUGUUGCUCGCCAUGAACUUCAUGUACAUCUUUGUGUUCCUCCUGCCCCGGUGUCUGAGCGCCUUCAUUUACGGAGUCAGGGAUCGGACCAUCAGAACCGCCCUGUUCUACAACGUCUGCUGUGGAAGAAACUGUGGAAGAAACUUCAAGAGCUCUCUCUUUAAAAGAAAACAACAACAGGCCUCACACUGA